This is a messenger RNA of Hermetia illucens (black soldier fly), 3333 nucleotides long. RefSeq lists its product as uncharacterized. The record is from RefSeq and is a predicted model, not a curated record. The transcript has 2 exons. Lineage: Eukaryota; Metazoa; Arthropoda; Insecta; Diptera; Stratiomyidae. Gene Ontology annotation, molecular function: nucleic acid binding. Gene Ontology annotation, biological process: DNA integration. The coding region runs from base 1 to 3333 and encodes 1110 amino acids.
AUGCUAGAACGUCAAUUACGUGAUCGGUUUGCAACGGGUCUCAACCAUCCCCGACUUGAAGUGGAAUUGAAACAAAGGUGGCCAGAGCUAAAAACAUUCGAUGAUAUUGAAGGCAUAGAAAACGAAGUGUCGUUCGCGGAAGUUUUCAAAAUAGCGCUAUCAAGAGAGUUGGCGGAAAAAGACAUUGUAGAAAGUGAAUGCGCGGAAGUGAAAAAAAUAGUAAAGCGUCGUGCGAAAAUCGGUAAGCGGAUCCGAAUUUUGUCGGAAGAACAAUGUUUAAGAUGUGGUGCGCGUGAAAGACAUUCAAAAGACAACUGCAAGGCGGCGAAUCACAAUUGUGAAGCGUGUGGCAAACCUGGACAUUACGGGUCGUGCUGUAUAAGAAAAGGCAGAGCUAAAUUGAUCGUGAGAGACAAAAAGAAACAACAGCGUAUUUACAACGUAAAAAAUAGUGAUACAUCUAUUUCGAGUUGUGAGCAAGUUUUUAAAGUAAUGAGUGCCAUUGCUAAGAAAAGAAACAUUGACGUUAAGAUAAACGGUGUCACGUGUACGAUGGACUGGGAUCCGGGCGCGUCAGUUUCCAUUAUAAGUAAAGAUUUUUGGAAACAGAUCGGAUCACCAACGCUUAAAGGGAAGCCAAAACUACGGGCUUAUGGCAAUUUCGAUUUACCUUGCCAAGGGGAAGCUACAGUGACAGUGACGCUGAACAAGCGAACGCGAUCUUUGAAAGUAGUCGUGGUGGACAACGCGAAUCCAAUGUUAUUUGGCUUAGAGUGGAAUGAAGCCUUCAAUUUGCCACUGCCCGAACCAGUGUACAACGUAGAUCGUGUCAACAACCACGUGCAGCCGACAACGAAACCACUGCAUCAGAACUUAAAUGACAUAUUGGAAGAGAACAAGCAGCUAUUCGAAGAAGGACUGGGAAAAAUAAAUAACUACCAAGUUAAAAUUCACAUAAAGGAAACAGCAACACCAAUACAUAUUCCAGCCAGGCCAGUUACAGCAGGAAUAAUCUCAUCUGUUGACCCCAACGAAACACCAAUCGAAUGGGCAACACCCACUGUCAACGUGGUUAAACGGAACGGAAAUAUACGUAUUUGUGGUGAUUUUCGUGUUACACUGAAUCCAGCACUAGUAACAAUACGACAUCCAGUACCAACAUUCGAAAACAUCCGUCAGCAGCUUGCCAAGGGUGAGAAGUACACGAAAUUAGAUCUACGCGAUGCCUAUCUACAAUUCGAGAUUAGUCCAGAGUCAAGAAAAUACCUAAUGAUAUCCACACACAAAGGGUAUUUUCAGUAUAACCGUAUGACUCCUGGUAUAUCGAGUGCACCCGGAACAUUUCAAAAUUAUAUAGAAAAUCUACUUGCUGGCAUACCCAACGUUGCAAUCUAUUUCGACGACAUAGGCAUUACAGGUCCAGAUGAAGAUAGCCAUCUAAGAUCAUUAAGAGAAGUUUUUAAACGUCUGCGUGAAGCUGGUUUUCGUAUCGAAAAGAACAAAUGUAGCUUUUUUCAAGACAGUAUCGACUAUUUGGGCCAUCAAUUCAACCGAAAAGGGAUCUAUCCAGUGGAAGACAAGCUGAUAGCAAUAAAAAAUGCUGCAAUACCCACUAACAAGAAGGAGUUACGAUCCUUUCUGGGAUUGGUCAAUUUUUACGAGAAAUUCAUACCCAACUUACAUGGAGCAUGUUCCGAACUACACGCAUUAACUGGUACAAAGUCGCAAUGGCGAUGGUCAAUAACGGAACAGAAACAACUUGAUAAUGUUAAACAUAUGAUAGCUAGCGCCCGUCAUCUAACUCCUUACGAUCUCACAAAACCGCUUUAUUUGGCAACAGACGCAUCCGAUGUAGGCCUUGGUGCUGUUUUAUAUCAUCAGGACGAGGCUAACAACGAGUUACCUAUCGCCUACGCGUCACGAAAAUUGAUCGAAGCAGAACAAAAAUACGCUACCAUUGACAAGGAGGCAUUAGCAAUAUUUUUCGCCGUGAAGAAAUUUGAUCCAUAUUUACGUGGGACAAAGUUUACAUUAAUUACGGAUCACAAGCCGCUUCAACACCUGUUGGGAGACAAACGAAAUUUGCAAAAAAUCGUAAACAACCGUCUGACGAGAUGGACACUAAUGUUAGGUGCAUACAAUUACGAUAUACAGUAUCGUCAAGGCAAAUACAAUAUUCUAGCUGAUUGCUUAUCACGCUUACCAAACGCACAUGAAGCAAUUUCGGAGGAAGCGCAGAAGAUUCAUAAAAUUUAUGCAGUAAUUCAAAUACGGAAGCUUGAUGAUAUUGUACUAACAGAACAGGAACUUAGGAAGCAGACGAAACAUAACCUAAUAUUACGACGAGUAAUUGAGUUAAUUGAGCGUCACUGGCCAGACACGAAGUGUGUCAACAACGAGCUGAAACCAUACUACGAUAAACGGGAGGAACUAUCAUACGAAAACGGUAUUUUGAUGUGGCAAGGACGAAUUAUCGUGCCCGAUAAUCUUCAAGAAGUAACAUUGAGGCAUCUUCAUAGAGGGCAUCCAGGCAUUGGCUCUAUGCGUGCGCCAGCGAGGUACUAUGUAUGGUGGCCGAACAUCGACAAGGGCGUGGAAUAUACAGUGAAAUCAUGCAUGGCAUGUCAACGUCAACGCCCAAAACAAUCUGAACUGCCAAUCUACUUUUGGUCCCUGCCAGAGCAUUGUUGGCAACGACUGCAUGUGGACUUUGCAGGUCCCUUCGAAGGAAAAAUGUGGAUUGUGCUUGUUGAUGCUUUAUCAAAGUGGGUAGAAGCAGAUGUACUUUAUGCUGCCACCACAAGAACUUUGUGCGAAUUCCUAGAGGAGAAGUUUAUAACAUUUGGUUAUCCGGAAAUUAUCGUGUCGGAUAAUGGUAGUCAAUUUACGUCAGAAGAGUUUCGAAAUUAUUGUCAAAGUCAUGGAAUAAAACAUGUAACGUCUUCACCGUACCAUCCGAAAACCAACGGACUAGCCGAACGAUUCGUACGAACAUUUAAGGAGCGCAUGAAAGCCAGUGAAUAUGAUGGUUUAUCACAACGUCAGCGCUUGCGCACAUUUCUAUUUACAUAUCGAAACACACCACACUCCUUUACAGGGAAGGCACCAUCUGAAUUUUUGCGAGGUCGACGCCUGCGAACUUUAUUUGACAAUCUGAAGCCUAAUGUACGGCGAGAGAUGCAUUUUAAACAUGUAAAACAAAAUCUUCAAGCAGAGCAGUCUAACAGAAAGUUCCAACCAGCACAACCAGUAUUCGUAAAGACAGACAUCGAGAAAAUGUGGGAACCAGCCAACAUAGUCGAAAGAACAAUAUUCCUACAAAGGACGGUGUAG